UCCGCGCGGCCCCGCCCCCGCCGGUUCGCGUCUCUCUGCUGCCGCGCGGGGACCGCUGUGCUCUCGGUAGGCGGCUGGCCUGGGUGGGCUCCGCGCCUCCUUCCCGCUCCGUGCCGCGCGUCCCAGCACCCUUGGGCCCACUCCGGACGGGGUUUGCGUCCUGGACCCGCUUGUCUGCUGCUCCGUGUCCCGCCCUGCCCGUCGCGGGCGGCCUCGCGGCUGUUCCGCUGCAGGUUGGCCACGGCGGCGGGAGCGCCCUCGACCCGGACAAAGAAACGAGCGCUUGGCCCCUCCUCCUGUAGAGACUGGUGCUGCCGUCUCGGGAUGUACCUGCAGGUGGAGACCCGCACCAGCUCCCGCCUCCAUCUGAAGAGGGCUCCAGGCAUCCGCUCCUGGUCCCUGCUGGUUGGAAUCUUGUCGAUUGGCCUGGCUGCUGCCUACUACAGUGGAGAUAGCCUGGGCUGGAAGCUCUUCUACGUCACAGGCUGCCUGUUUGUGGCCGUGCAGAACCUGGAGGACUGGGAGGAAGCCAUCUUUGACAAGAGCACAGGGAAGGUUGUUUUGAAGACAUUCAGCCUCUACAAGAAGCUGCUGACUCUUUUCAGAGCAGGCCAUGACCAGGUGGUGGUCCUGCUGCACGAUGUCCGCGACGUGAGCGUGGAGGAGGAGAAGGUCCGGUACUUCGGGAAGGGUUACAUGGUGGUGCUCCGGCUUGCCACGGGCUUCUCCCACCCCCUCACGCAGAGCGCAGUCAUGGGCCACCGCAGUGAUGUGGAAGCCAUCGCCAAGCUCAUCACCAGCUUCCUGGAGCUGCACUGCCUUGAAAGCCCCACAGAGCUGUCUCAGAGCAGUGACAGUGAGGCCGGCGACCCUGGGAGCCAGAGCUGACAGCCCCGGUAUGCCUGAGCCUGUGCACCACCCACAGGACCCAUGGCACAUUCCUGGUGUGCCUGAGCCCAUGCACAGCCCACAGGACCCCGUGGCCUUGGCUUCAGUCGGUGCCUCCAGCCGAGUCGGCCUCUUGCCUGCUCACACUGCUGCUUUCACACUGCACGAAACAGCAGGCCGGACCAGGACACCCAGACUUUCUCCACCGUGAGGCCUGGGCCUGCCUUCCUGCAGCUGGAGGUCUUGCCAGCCCUGGACCCCUGCUGUGGGCCACAGCCAGACCUCGGGCGAGUGGAGAGGCCGGGCCAGGCCGGGCCCCUGUGGGUGCUGAUGCUGUGUGUUGUCCCCGACAGUGUCCUCUCCCUGGGUGGACAUCCCCAGCGGUCAGGUGCUUCCCCAAGGGCAGCGAGGGGCGAACAACCGGGGCCUACCUGGCUGUGCACGCUGCAGCCACACUGUGGAAGCUGCCCCUACCCAAGGACCCGCCUCCCUUGAUGAUGCCAGGAUCUCGGCGCAUAGACUGCUCUGCCCCUGUGGUCAUCAGAGAAAGGUCUCUCUGUUCCUCACCCUCAGCCUCAGCAGAAGCUG
Chlorocebus sabaeus (green monkey) is the source of this 1476-nucleotide messenger RNA. The record is from RefSeq and is a predicted model, not a curated record. NCBI's taxonomy places the organism in Eukaryota, Metazoa, Chordata, Mammalia, Primates, Cercopithecidae.